AUGGGCGCCGAUAACCAUACGACCGCAGCAGCCCAAGCUCCUGUCAAGCGAGGAACAGGAGCCAAGUCCAUCGUCGUCCAUGUGAGUCGUACACACCGAUUCCAGUCAGAUAAUGAGGCGUCCCGUCUACGCCGUGCUGAGCCUGUUCCACAGAGGUGUACGGAGCGACCGAACGAUGCCAGUCUCCAACGCCAGGAGAUCCAAACCGACCACAAAGAAGAGCAGGACACACCCGACGCGCAGACGCAAUACGCCAAACUGGAGACGCCCAUCAAGGUCCGUACCCAGGAGUUCUCUCGUCAGAACACGUACAAUAGCGACGCCGAGUCGGGACCAUCAGUCGCGCCGACGUAUCGUCCUAGUUCAGGCGCCAGACUCAGUGGAGCGGACAGGAUGGCGCACGAUCUCCAGUUAGGACCCAGAACCAUCACUCUGGACGACGCCGAUGUGGUGGAACACAAGGAACAGCAACACAUCGAGCAGUCCCGGAAGGACACCGACCAGAGCAGUAAGGAUGGCGCUACAGAACACACGAUGCACAUGAGCUCUAUUGAAAUACGGGACUCUGUUCUACCCAAACUACCCAAGAGAUACCUCAACGGCCAGUUCCAGAGCAAUUCCUACUUCUCGAGGAGGUUAUUACGCCUCUCUCAGCUGAUUGUGCUGGGAGACAUCGUCGCUCUGGGCUUCUUCUACUUCUACCAGUCCGACGCGGACGAUAUUCGCCAUGGGAAGUUGUAUGUGGGCUCUCCGUUGAAAGUUCUGGUCUCCAGUAACGAGCCCAGCUGCUCAACUUCCCUGGCUUUAGCAGCGUUAGUGUAUCAUUUGUUCCCGGCAGUGUUUAUCCUGGGGCUGCCAGCAUCAGGUUUGCGAGUUUUCGAGCCGUUCCGACGAGAGCAUCGCAUUGAUCGAGGCGGGAGACUACAGAAGGUCAAACGCACCGUCUGUCUGCAGAUUUGUGAGCUCGUGGGCGUGGGGAUUUUCCUGUAUGAAGCUCUGAUCCUCGGCUUCUUGGUCUACUACGUUGCAAGUGGGAAGAUCUUCGUGGACUGCGACUCCAACAUCCCCGCCUACGUGUUCUGUGGCUGUGCUAUCGUCAUGUUCUGGUUGCUGUUCGUACUUAUGCGAGCGUUUGCUCGCUUCCGUGAACACUUGAAGAUGCAGUUAGGAGCCUUCAAAGAGAGCGACCAGACUGGAGACGUCAAGGCGCAUAUGUUGCGCUCCAAGAUGAAGCGCAAGAAGCGGCAGCAACAGAAGAACGGCAAUGGCAAUGAGACGACGCCGACUCCAGCCAGAUCAACGAUCGUCAAGGACGUUAGCAAGCGGCUGUUCCGAGGCGCUCAGCUGGGCGAUCUCAAGCUUAUUCGACGCUCAAUUCGGAUCGCAAAGCUGCAUCUUGGCGAGAGCUUUGCUCGAGAAUUAUACCCCGAUCCUGUCAUGGUGUUUGGGAUCUUUGGACUCGCUAUGAAGAACCCCAUGCACGUAGCUGCGUACCAAGGCAACAUUGCAGCCAUGGACUUACUGUAUAAGGCGCAUUUCCGCGUCAAUGCCUUUGAUAAGGUCUCACGUGUGAGAUUCAGUACGGGCGAUCUCUUCUGGUAUCUCGCGAGUUAUUUCAUCCCCAAGCCUGUGGUCUCAGCGGACGAGACGUACAGCUCCGUGUUCAAGACGACGCUGGUGACACCUCUGCAUUGUGCUGUGAGUACGGGGCGUCUGGCUGCUGUGCGAUGGCUGAUUGCCCAUGGAGCUGAUGUGAACUUGUGCUCCAAGUCGUCGUAUCGCUGCGAGGGCCGCUUGCCGCCUAUUUUCCUCGCUGACCACCCAGAGAUCGUGCACGUCUUGCUACGAGCUGGUGCCAAUCAUCUUGCGAUCCCUGAUCCCGGUCAUAUGAACACAAUUACAGUGCUGCAGCUCGCGUAUUUAAGAGGCAACUACGCUGUUGCACAAGUUCUGGAAGACUGGGGCGGCGAUGUGGCGCUUACGCCACUGCACGCAGCAGCAGCGAUGGAUGACGUGGCUACGAUCAGGAGUUUUCUGCGUAAGAAGGUGAACCCGGACGUCUUAGGAGAGCUGGGAUACGUUGGACUGAACAAGCGAACGCCGCUGCAUUGGGCUGCUGUCAAUGGCGCAGUGGGGGCAGUGGAGAUCCUUCUGGCUGCGAAGGCCAAUGCGAAUUUCCAGGAUGCCCAUGGACGCACGGCUCUGCAUUGGGCUGCUCGUGUGAAUCGUGUGGAUAUUGUGCGCGUUCUACUGGCACACGGGGCAGACCCGACGAUCGUGGAUGAUGGAGAUAUGACGCCCAUCAUGUGUGCAGCUUGCGCGGGAGGCACCAGCGUGGAUAUGUUCAAGGCGCUGGUGGCGAGUGGGGGCGACAUCAACCACCAACUCCGCCUGACUGGAGAUACAGCACUGCACUUGGCAGUCAAACUGGAUGAUCAACAGACAGCUUUGGCUUUGCUGAGUAUGGGCGGAGACAUCAUGCGUACGAACCACGAUGGCUUCAGGCCUAUCGACUGCACCACGUCCACCAGGCUGCAGUUCGAGAUCAAACGUGCAGCAGGAACUCGAGACGUGAUGAUCAGCUAUACGCAUUCCCACAUGGAGUUCGCGUUAAAGCUGCGUAAGUCUCUGGAAGAUGCCAACAUCACUGUGUGGCUGGACCUCAUGGAUCCUAGCGGUAUCGGUGGUGGGUCUGUCUGGCGAGAGGAGAUAGCACGGGGGAUUACGAAUGCUGCAGUGGUGCUCUGUAUCCUAACAGAAGACUACGCACAGUCCGAAUGGUGUCUGAAGGAGCUGGCGUUGGCCAAGCAGGUGGGUACACCUAUCCUGGCCAUCUCCACUGAGCACGCCAAGAUCUCGGAGGAGCUUCAAGUGUAUCUGUACACGCGUCAGCUUGUUCCAUUCGAGAGCGCCAUUGCGAAGGUGGAGCAGGUGAAUGAGAAGGAAACUCGCUACAAAUAUGACGAGGACGCGUACAAGAACCAGCUGCGGAUGCUACUCGAUGGGAUGCGAGACGAGAUCGAGAAGCGCAAGGAGGACAACAUCAAGCGCAACAUGCGACGUGCGGAGACAAAUCCGAUGACCGGAUCGGGCCACGGAGCCAGCGGCGUGCGCAGUCGCCGUCUCCACCACGUGGCCUCAGGUAUGAGCUCCACCCACACGUACGGCAUGGAUUCCAUGAAGUUUGACGAGCGCGCACUGGCCUUAUCAGCGUUUGAUACGCCGAAUUUCUACUCCCAGACGUCCGACUCGAACGGCUCGUCGAUCCACGAGCUUGGCGAUGACGCGACCAUGCCUGUCAUGAUCGGGAAUAGUCGUCGUCGCGGUGCACCGGGCUCGUCUCGCUCUAUCGGGUCUACCGGCGUCUUCUCCGGUAGUCAGCGAGGUCUGCGCCUCAAUUACGACUACAACGGCACCAAUCUGAGCAUUUUGAGCAGCACCAGCUCCAACAGCUUCGUGGACGACUGUGGCGUGUCGGAUAGUAUCAUUCUGGAUACGGGAGGGUACUACUUCCAUCGAGCUACUAGCAAGGAGAAGCCCAAGCGUGGAGGACGCACCAAUGCCAUCUCAGAGAGAGACUCGAACGGUGCUGAGGAGCCCAAUACAAGUGAAAGCAUUGUGGAAGAUCUCCAGGAACUGCACACGGCUACUGCGAGUGGCGAGCAGUUUGUGUUUAUCAGCCAUGGCGACUACCACCAGCGAUUCGUGCGGAAGUUGUGUGCUGAGAUGUGUCGCGAGGGAGGAUUGAGAUGUUACGUGGAUCGCAAGCACAUGGUGAAGCUGGCCACGACGAUAGCAGAGGACACGGAGGAGGAGCUGGACAAGUCCAGGACGAAGCGCCCCGUGCUCUCGAGGAACGAGGACAUGUCGGUGCGUAUCCACGAAGCCAAGGAGGCGAUUCUCAAGUGCUCGGCGUUUGUCGUCCUCGUGUCGGAGAAAACUUUGGCCAGUGAACUGGUGAAAGACCAGCUCGCGUUUGCAGAAGACAAGGGCAAGAAGAUCUUGCCGGUGGUGGUGAACCGCAUGGACUUCACUCUCGACAUCAAGUACAGUCUGGCACGCAGCGAGUUCUUCCACUUCUUCACCAAGGGCGACAUGAUGGGCUUCCGUCAGUCGCUGCGACAUCUGCUGGACGCUCUACGAGAAGAAGUAUACGGUAUCAGCAUCGGAGGACCACUGCCCAGUUUCAGCUCUGGCGGUCAACUCGUCAGCUUUAACUCGGCUGGCCAGCUGCGUAGCUUCAACGGCGGCAAUGGGAGCGACGUACAGCUUCGAGGAGGCUUCGCAGACUUACGGGAGAGCUUCAUGUCGACUGGAGGGUCCUACCAUCCAUCCUUCCAGAGCCCAGUUAACGAGGGAAGCUUGCGUCGACGUCGCCCAAACUCGCACAGUCUUUUCUCGAGCUCACGCAGCGACAUGUCCAACUUCGGGCUGCCUCCUACACGACUCUCGCAGACUUUCUUGGAGACGACGGGUACCACUCGCAGUGUGACGUCGGACAUGAGUCUCUCGCAGUCGAUGAUCGGCAACUUCUCGACGCUCGUCGGACGGAUCACGGACGAUCUGGACGAGGAAGACGAACACAUUUCGUACGCAGGCAUCCAGGACGACGACUUUGACUCGGACGAAGAGGUGGAAGUGGCGGAGAAUGGCAAGGUGCAACGGAUGCAGGAGCAAGCGCCGUCGUUCUCAAGAGCGAUGCGGCAACACCCGGCGUUGGGUGCACUCUCCAGUGACGGCAGCUUCGACACUCGUCAACGAGGAUCCAACUCGUCCAUCAGUAUGCUGGAGCUCACGGAGUCGAGCGACCCUAUCAACAUCAGCUUCGACGCCAUGCUCGGCGAUAAAACACCAACCAGAUAA
This is a messenger RNA of Phytophthora infestans T30-4, 4863 nucleotides long. RefSeq lists its product as uncharacterized. The transcript has 2 exons. Gene Ontology annotation, molecular function: protein binding. Gene Ontology annotation, cellular component: cytoplasm; nucleus. The record is from RefSeq and is a predicted model, not a curated record. Lineage: Eukaryota; Oomycota; Peronosporomycetes; Peronosporales; Peronosporaceae. Gene Ontology annotation, biological process: signal transduction. The coding region runs from base 1 to 4863 and encodes 1620 amino acids.